Messenger RNA from Rhea pennata, 2067 nucleotides. RefSeq names its product neuregulin 1 (gene NRG1). The transcript is spliced from 9 exons. The record is from RefSeq and is a predicted model, not a curated record. Bases 1 to 2067 code for a protein of 688 amino acids. Gene Ontology annotation, biological process: nervous system development; intracellular signal transduction; animal organ development. Gene Ontology annotation, molecular function: protein tyrosine kinase activator activity; chemorepellent activity. NCBI's taxonomy places the organism in Eukaryota, Metazoa, Chordata, Aves, Rheiformes, Rheidae.
AUGUCUGAAGUAGCUGCUGACACUUUCCCCAGCCCCUCAGCUCAGCUGAGGCCUGAUGCAUCUCUCGAGGGGCUCCCGGCUGAGGAGAGCAUGCCAGGGACCCACAGGGAGGACAGGCGGAUCCAGGGCAUAGCAGGCCUUGCCGCUACCUGCUGCGUGUGCCUGGAGGCAGAGCGCCUGAAGGGUUGCCUCAACUCCGAAAAGAUCUGCAUCGCCCCCAUCCUGGCGUGCCUGCUUAGCCUCUGCCUCUGCAUUGCUGGCCUCAAAUGGGUCUUUGUGGACAAGAUUUUUGAGUAUGACUCUCCUACCCACCUUGACCCGGGGAGGAUAGGACAAGACCCAAACAGUGCUGUGGAUGCUACAGCCCUGCCUGCCUGGGUGCCUUCGGAGGUGUACACCUCACCUUUCCCCGUAACUAGCCCUGAGAGCAAGGCUGAUGUGACCGUGCAAACGGACAGCUCGCUGGUGCCCUCCAAACCAUCCCUCCAGCCUACCCUCUAUAACCGCAUCCUCCAUGUCGGGUUGCUGUCCUCUGCUGCACCUUCACUGCCACCACCCGCCUGGGAGCCUACCACAGCAUCCCAGGCGCAAGCGACAGAAACCAACCUGCAAACUGCUCCAAAACUUUCUACUUCUACAUCUACAACUGGGACAAGUCAUCUCACAAAAUGUGACAUAAAGCAGAAAGCCUUCUGUGUAAAUGGGGGAGAGUGUUACAUGGUUAAAGACCUCCCAAACCCCCCAAGAUACCUAUGCAGGUGCCAACCUGGAUUCACUGGAGCAAGAUGUACUGAAACUCUGCCCAUGAAAAUCCAAAACCAAGAAAAGCAUCUUGGGAUUGAAUUUAUGGAAGCUGAGGAACUGUACCAGAAACGGGUGCUGACCAUAACUGGCAUUUGCAUUGCUCUUCUAGUAGUUGGCAUCAUGUGUGUGGUGGCCUACUGCAAAACCAAGAAGCAGAGAAAGAAGUUGCAUGACCGCCUUCGGCAGAGCCUGCGCUCAGAAAGGAACAACAUGGUGAACAUGGCCAAUGGUCCACAUCAUCCCAAUCCACGGCCAGAUAACGUCCAGCUGGUCAAUCAGUACGUUUCAAAAAACGUAAUCUCCAGUGAGCGUGCCAUUGAGCGAGAAACAGAGACCUCGUUUUCCACAAGUCACUACACUUCAACCACACAUCACUCCACGACAGUCACCCAGACACCCAGCCACAGUUGGAGUAACGGUCACACCGAGAGCAUCCUCUCUGAAAGCCGCUCUGUCCUGGCGAGCUCUUCCAUGGAGAACAGCCGGCACGCCAGCCCUGCGGGGCCCCGGGGACGCCUCAACGGCAUUGGUGGGCCACGGGAGAGCAACAACUUCCUCAGGCAUGCGAGAGAGACCCCUGACUCCUACCGAGACUCUCCCCACAGCGAAAGGUAUGUCUCAGCUAUGACCACACCAGCUCGCAUGUCACCUGAAGACUUCCACACACCAACUUCUCCCAAGACCCCUCCUUCCGAAAUGUCUCCACCAGUUUCCAGCUUGACCGUGUCCAUCCCUUCAGUGGCAGUGAGUCCCUUCAUGGAAGAGGAGAGGCCGCUGCUCCUCGUGACUCCACCGCGGCUCCGGGAGAAGUAUGACCACCACCUUCAGCAGUUCAAUUCCUUCCACCACAAUCCUGCCCAUGAGAGCAGCAGCCUGCCACCUAGUCCUCUGCGGAUUGUGGAGGAUGAGGAGUACGAGACAACACAGGAGUACGAACCAGCACAGGAGCCUCCAAAGAAGCUUGCCAACAGCCGGAGGGUAAAAAGAACAAAGCCCAAUGGCCAUAUUUCCAGCAGAGUGGAAAUGGGCUCCGACACAACCUCUGAGAGCAGUAGUUCUGAGAGUGAAACAGAAGACGAGAAAAUAGGUGAGGAUACACCUUUCCUGAGCAUACAGAACCCCAUGGCCACCAGUCUGGAGCCGGCCACCACGUACCGACUGGCUGAGAGCAGGACUAACCCGGCGAAUCGCUUCUCCACACCAGAAGAGUUGCAAGCAAGGUUGUCCAGUGUAAUAGCUAACCAAGACCCUAUUGCUGUAUAA